AUGGCCUCCUAUGCUGCAAUCAAUUCCACCCCGAGCGAGCACGGUAGCGACUCUCGACCCGCCUCGACGGCUUCCCAGCGGCGAACAAGACAUACCAAGCAGAACGGCGUGGUAGGCUCCGCAUCAUGGGCUUCUUCGGUCAUCAACCUGGUGAACACGAUCGUUGGUGCAGGUGUACUGGCUAUGCCGCACGCCAUGUCUAAUAUGGGGAUUACGUUGGGCGUCAUUGUAAUACUAUGGGCUGGCCUCACGAGCGGAUUCGGACUAUACCUUCAGACAAGAUGCGCGCGCUAUCUGGACCGUGGAGCGUCUUCUUUUUUCGCAUUGAGCCAGAUUACAUACCCAAACGCGGCGGUCUUAUUCGAUGCCGCGAUCACGAUCAAAUGCUUUGGAGUCGGCGUGUCAUACCUCAUUAUCAUCGGGGAUCUCAUGCCGGGAGUCGUGAGGGGCUUUUCCUCGAGCGUUGAUAGUGGCAGCGCCCAGUACCUGGUGGAUAGGCAAUUCUGGAUCACGGCGUUCAUGUGAGUCGUCAGCACCACACGGUGACUGGUUAUGCCUGCUGACUUGUGACGAGGUUGAUUGUGAUACCUCUCUCUUUUCUGCGCAGGCUGGACAGCUUGAAGUACACCUCCAUUAUCGCGCUCAUCUCGAUUGCAUAUCUGGUCGUACUGGUCGUCUAUCACUUCGCAUCCGGGGAUACUUUGGAUGACAGAGGCACCGUCAGAUGGGGCAAAUGGGCAGGGCCCCUACCUGUACUCUCCAGUUUUCCGGUUAUCGUCUUUGCCUACACUUGCCAUCAGAACGUAAGUUUAGGGAGCCAGUCAGUUUAUGGAGGCAACGGCUGACCCCAACACAGAUGUUCUCUAUCCUCAACGAGAUCAAAGAUGCAAGUCCAGCCAGAACUACCGCCGUUGUGACUGCAUCCAUCGGCACUGCGGCCAGCAUCUAUAUCCUCGUUGCGAUUACUGGCUACCUCUCCUUUGGAGACAGCGUCAUCGGCAACAUCGUCGCCCAAUACACCCCUAGCAUCGCAUCCACCAUUGGGCGAGCGGCUAUUGUGGUGCUUGUUAUGUUCAGCUAUCCACUCCAGGUGCAUCCGUGCCGUGCCUCAUUAGACGCUGUUACGAAGUGGAGACCUGCGACUCGCCGGAAUACCGAGCUCACACCGGCUGCAUCCUCUCGCGGCUCUCCCAGCCGGAAUUCGCUGUUAGCACCGGGUAAAAUGCCCGUCAACAGACCGAAGCCGGAAGACAUGAGCGAACUUCGAUUUGCUGUUUUGACAACACUCAUCAUCAUUCUCUCUUAUAUCGUUGCCAUGACUGUCAGCAGCCUGGAUAAAGUCCUAGCAUAUGUUGGCGCUACAGGAAGCACGGCCAUCUCUUUCAUUCUGCCAGGCAUGUUCUACUACAAAAUCAGCGCACCGGAUUCACCGCAUCACCAACGACUUCUCAAGGAUGAAGAUGACGAGGAGUACUCUGGUUCUCCAGACUCGCAAGAAGAGGGAGGCUCGCGGGUUGGGCAAAGAUCACGGAGCGACAUAUUGAGAAAGCUGAGUGCCGCAAUCGCUAUCUACGGUGCUGUUGUCAUGGUGGUGUGUCUCACUACCAAUGCUGUCUUCCAUGCGGGAGCGCAUUAA
This is a messenger RNA of Lecanosticta acicola, 1636 nucleotides long. The record is from the annotation of a GenBank genome assembly. Lineage: Eukaryota; Fungi; Ascomycota; Dothideomycetes; Mycosphaerellales; Mycosphaerellaceae.